AAAUGGCAAGUUUCUUGUAUGUUUGUAAAAUGCAAAAAGAAGCAUGCUAUUAAAAGCAUAAUGUAUUGGUAAUAAUGCAGGCUCUAGUGCUGUUGAACAUGCUGCUACAGCAAGUGCAGCAGAUGCUUAUGCUAGCCCUGUGAAAGGUCUUUGUACUUCUGAACAGGCUCAAGAAGCCAUUCAGAAGUGCAAGAUAUUCCUGUGCUUUCUAAUUUCGUAA
This is a messenger RNA of Gryllus bimaculatus (two-spotted cricket), 220 nucleotides long. NCBI's taxonomy places the organism in Eukaryota, Metazoa, Arthropoda, Insecta, Orthoptera, Gryllidae. The record is from the annotation of a GenBank genome assembly.